Galeopterus variegatus (Sunda flying lemur) is the source of this 1204-nucleotide messenger RNA. RefSeq names its product zinc transporter ZIP2-like. The record is from RefSeq and is a predicted model, not a curated record. NCBI's taxonomy places the organism in Eukaryota, Metazoa, Chordata, Mammalia, Dermoptera, Cynocephalidae. Gene Ontology annotation, molecular function: metal ion transmembrane transporter activity. Gene Ontology annotation, cellular component: membrane. The transcript has 4 exons. Gene Ontology annotation, biological process: metal ion transport; transmembrane transport. The coding region runs from base 267 to 602 and encodes 111 amino acids.
GGAGUUUCUGGUUUCAAAGCUCAGGAAGGCAUGAGCCAGGGGAGGGGCCUCCAUGUAGGGGGAGGGCGGGAAGCUGGGGCAGGGCCCAAGUCAGCUAUGCAAUGCUGCACAAGCAGAGGCAACACAGAACAGAAAGGAUACCAACAGUGUCCUGAAACUUAGGGACGUGGACACUCCAGUUCUGACCACCUAAGAUACCACUCCUGCUGCAAAUAUAAUAACUCCAUUUGUCAUUCUUAGGCUUCUGCUUCUCCUGCACCCCAGAGAUGGAGCCACUAGUAGGAGUAAAAAUUGGCUGCCUGUUUGCCCUGCUGGCUCUCACUCUGGGCUGUGGCCUCAUUCCCAUCUGCUUCAAAUGGUUCCAGGCUGAAGCAGCCACAGGUCGUCACCGCCAGGUCCUCAGCCUCCUGGGCUGCACUUCUGCCGGUGUUUUCCUGGGAGCAGGGCUCAUGCACAUGACCGCUGAAGCUCUGGAGGGAAUUGAAUCAGAGAUCCAGAAGUUUGUGGUGCAGAACAGGACAGAAAGCGGAGGAAAUUCUUCUGAUGAUGCCGAUUCAGCUCAUUUUCACUGUUGUGUGUGUACCUUCAGCCUCACCCUUUAACAUCUCUUCAUGAGAUCCAGAAUUUUCAAGCUGAAACCAUAAGGUAAGGCUAUUUUCACUGUGUUCUUCUAGUUUUAUUCUCUUUCCUAUUGAAUCUUCUCUUAGCUAUCUUGGACUUCUUGUCCAUUAAGUCUGGGAAACACAUUCCUUGAGAAAGAAUGAAAGAGAAAAACAGAAAUCCUAAGCCUAAAGCAGACAAAAAGUAGGGAGUCUGUGGUUCAGCUUCUAUAAAAUCAACCCACCUCACCUCUGAGCUCUGCUCUUAAGAAUGGACAGGAGCAGCAGACCAUGAUAUUAGGACCUAUCUUCUAGUACAGCUACUGCAUAGAAUCACAAAGAACAACUGGAUUGUAAGACUGGGGAAACAGAAAGGAACCUGGGAACUGGGGAAAAUUGUUAAGAACAAUGCCAACCACAGGGGGGCACUGUGCCCUUUGGACUAGACUAGAAAGACCAGGACCAACAAACUAAGGUUAGUUAAGGACAAGCCCCCUCUCCCUAGCUCCCAGCAGAGAGCAUCCUUCCCUCUACCUAACAGAUUUCUUAUGCAUCUCCAUCUAUAGGAGAGACAUACAUAAUCACCACCCAUUUCACACACCCAC